GCUCAGCGCCGCUCGCUAUUUGUUCGCUCUCUGCCUGAGUCUACCACGUCCGAAUCUCUGACCGAAAUCUUUUCCGCUUCCUUCCCCAUCAAGCACGCCGUCGCCGUUACCGACAAGGAGUCAAAGAAGUGCAAGGGCUAUGGUUUCGUCACGUUCGCCGACGCUGAGGACUGCCAAAAGGCAAAGGAAGAAUUCAACGGCUUUGCUGUCGACGGCAAGAAGUUGCGUUGCGAGGUUGCCGAACCUAGACACCGUGAGAAGGGCGCCGCUGCUCAAUCUGCUGGCGAGAAGUUCAGAGAGGGCCAGGCAAAGGAGAGAGCUGCUGCUCAGGUCCCGAGACUGAUCGUUCGUAACCUUCCAUGGAGCAUCAAGUACCCGGAUCAACUGGCCAAGCUUUUCCAAAGCUAUGGAAAGGUCAAGCACACCGUCCUUCCAAAGGGCAAGACUGGACUCCUGCGUGGUUUUGGUUUCGUCAUCAUGCGUGGCAGACCCAAUGCUGAGAAGGCUAUUGAAGGUGUCAACGGAAAAGAGAUUGAUGGAAGACAAUUGGCCGUUGAUUGGGCUGUUGACAAGGAGACCUGGGAGAACACCCCUCAGGAGGAGACUAAAGAGACGGAUACAACCAUGGAAGAUGCUACCGAGGACGAUGCAGCCGACGGUGCCGAUGAGCACAUCAUGGACGAGGAUGACGACGAGUCUGGUUCGGAGGAUGAAGACGAAGAUGAGGAUAUGGACGAAUUGGAUGACGAUGAGGACGAGGAGGAUGUUAAGCCGAGAACAGAGGACAACUCAUCCACCCUUUUUAUCCGCAAUCUGCCUUUCUCAUGCACCGACGAGGAUCUCGAGGACCACUUUACUCAAUUUGGCUCAGUUCGCUACGCAAGAAUUGUUGUCGAUCACGAGACUGAGCGCCCUAGAGGUACUGGUUUCGUCUGCUUCUACGAAGUUGAAGACGCCGACAAUGUUCUCAAGAUUGCACCUAGACACCAGCCUCCCCGCCCGAACGACCCCAAGGCCAAAGACGGUUCUAUUCAGAUGACCCACUCUGUCCUCCAAAACGAGGACGCCGAUCCCACUGGAAAGUUCACUCUGGACGGACGCGUUCUGCAGGUAUCCCGUGCGGUCAACAAGAGCGAAGCCAACCGCCUGACCGAGGAGGGUGCUGCUAACCGCUUCAAGCGUGACACAGACAGAAGACGUCUAUACUUGCUGUCUGAGGGAACCAUUCCGUCCAACUCCCCUCUGUACGAGCAGCUUCCUCCUUCAGAGAGAACUAUGAGAGAAGCCAGUGCCAAGCAGAGAAAGACCCUCAUCGAGAGCAACCCUUCUCUUCACUUGAGUCUGACCCGUCUCUCUGUUCGUAACAUUCCCAGAUCUGUUACAUCAAAAGACUUGAAACAACUCGCCAGAGAGGGUGUUGUUGGUUUCGCUACUGAUGUCAAGGAGGGCAAGCGCCAACGUCUCAGCAAAGAAGAACUCAGCAGAGGUGGUGAAGAUGAGGCCAGAGCUGAGGCUGAACGCAAGAAGCGUGCCAAGGGUAUUGUCAAGCAAGCAAAGAUCGUCUUCGAAGGUCGCGAGGGCGCUAAAGUGGACGAGAAGAGUGGUGCAGGCCGUAGUCGUGGAUACGGUUUCAUCGAGUACUACACCCACCGUUCAGCGUUGAUGGGUCUUCGUUGGUUGAACGGUCACGCUAUUGGCUACCAAGCACACGAACAGAAGGGCAAGGGCAAGAUGUCGCAAGAGAUGAUUGCGGAUCGCAAGAAGCGAUUGAUCGUCGAGUUCGCCAUCGAGAACGCACAGGUUGUCAAGCGAAGAAAGGAGAUGGAGGAGAAAUCUCGUGAGCGUUCAUUUGCUGCUACCGCACCCACCGCAGACGGCAAGAGACAGUCUUCAGGCCGUGACACCAAGUCUGGUGCUGGCAAAGGAGGCAAGUUCGACCGCAAGCGCAAGCGAGACGCCAAGGACGAGGCUCCUGUCGAUGAGGAGAAGAACAAGAAGGCUCCCGCCGAUGAGAAGUUGGCGAAGCGUCAGCAAAUCAUUCAGAAGAAGCGUAUGGCUCGCCGUGCACGCAAG
Messenger RNA from Aureobasidium melanogenum CBS 110374, 2073 nucleotides. RefSeq names its product RNA-binding domain-containing protein. The transcript has a single exon. The annotation marks the transcript as partial. Gene Ontology annotation, molecular function: RNA binding. NCBI's taxonomy places the organism in Eukaryota, Fungi, Ascomycota, Dothideomycetes, Dothideales, Saccotheciaceae. The record is from RefSeq and is a predicted model, not a curated record.